CGCGAAAUCAGUCUGCACACAGUGGAGAGAGGAUCCUUGUAUUGUAUGUAGUGUAAAAAGUUUACUGCUUUACCAAUGGAUAAAGAGUUGUUUCGUAAACUUGCGUCGAAGAUUGGGAUAACAUCUCCUAAAAUAUUAAGCCAAGCAGAGGAGUAUAUGCGACUGUCCCAAGUUAAAUGUGGUGGAUUGGGUUCACUGACAACCACCAGCAAGGCCAUUAUUUGUCUCGAGCUGGCAGCAACGUCAUUAAAAUAUCCUAUAGACAAGGAAUAUGCCAUUAAAUUAUCUGGACUGAAUUCAAAGUCUUACCAUAGUAAUCUGAAAGCUCUGGAGUGCAUGCUUGGCCUGCAGUCACAUCUGGGUCUAAGAGAUCUUGCAGUUCAGUAUGGGUGUUUGGAUGCAGUUAAAGUGGCCACAAACAUCCUUCAACGGUAUAAGGCCAGUUUGCCUGCUGCUCAGCAACAAGACCUUGACUUAGCAAAACCUCUCUUUACGACUGCAGCUCUCUAUACAGCAUGCAAGUGCAUGAAAAUCAGAACUGACAGGAAAUUAGCCUCUUCAUCAGGAGCAAAGAAAGGAAUCUUUGACCGGUUGUGUGCACAAUUCCAGAAACUUGGACAGGAGAUCUGUAAGGAAGCUUCCUUUACACAGGAAUCAAAGAAAACCGCUCCAAAGAGACAGAAGACUCUCACUGAAAUGCUAGAAAUGGAGGAUGAUGAUGAUGAUGAUGAUGAAGAUACUUGCUCUUCAAUAAACAAAAAUGAUGGAAAUCAAGCAACGUCACCCAAGCAAGUGCGAAUUGAGAAGACUGAAAAGGAAGAGGCACAAAUUUAUGAAGAGUGGAAAAGAAAAAUCCUUGAAAAUGCACUAAAAGCAAAGGCUGUAGAUUCAUAAAUGUUAAGGUUUUAUGUUUGUAUUUUAUUUAAUUAUGGUUUUAAAUAAUGUCAACAGCACUCUACUUGAAUUUUAUUGAAGAGUUGUGUGCCCCCUUCUGGUUGAUGUACAGCUGUUUAUAAUCAUUUUAUAAAGAUCUUCAGGCAUGUUAAUAGUUUUAUGCUAGUGAAAUGCAGUUGCUGCUUCACAUUCCUUUCUCAUGUAUCCCUGUUUAGUGGAGUUGUUUAUAAUUGUGUAUUUUACAUGUAUGAGUGCAUGUGUUUGAAUUUGUGUUACAUCAGUCAUAUUUAAUCCAUUAUGAUGGAAGGAUUAUGCCUGGUAAAAAUAUGACUGGAUAAUUUUAACGGUGAUCUGUGAUGCUGCUUCGAAUCACUUGAGAGUACUGUGGGUUUUUAAUGUAUUCAUAAGCAUCUGGACAUUUUUAUGCCUUUGUUUCAAUACGGUGUAGCUCUUGCAUGUUUACCAUUUUAUUUGAAUGUG
Messenger RNA from Paramisgurnus dabryanus, 1374 nucleotides. RefSeq names its product origin recognition complex, subunit 6 (gene orc6). Lineage: Eukaryota; Metazoa; Chordata; Actinopteri; Cypriniformes; Cobitidae. Gene Ontology annotation, molecular function: DNA binding. Gene Ontology annotation, cellular component: nuclear origin of replication recognition complex. Gene Ontology annotation, biological process: DNA replication initiation; DNA replication. The record is from RefSeq and is a predicted model, not a curated record.